UCGAUAGCUCCAUUAAAAAUAUCGAAUAAACUGUACUAGUAGAGUGCGCGUACUUUAUACAAUUAAAACUGUCCAAGCAAGCAAAGAGGAACUCGAUUUUCGGCAAACAAGAAAGCGGUGAAGAAGAAGAGAGAAGGCAAGCGAAAAUAAGGCUACUAUAGUGUGCGUGUGCGUUUGUUUCUGUACUCGCGGUUGUGUGUGUGAAGGGACGCCGCUAAAAAGGCGCAGAAAAAAAGAAUAUUUUUUAUUCACUUGCUGAUUAAAACCCGGAAGAUGAAGGAAGUUGCUGUUAAGAAACGCGGUCGCCCAUCAAAAGCUGCCGGUGGAGGAGCCGUGGUGGCUGCUGCAUCGCCGGACGUCAAAAAACGCGGCCGUCCCGCCAAGAAUAAGGGCUCCAGUUCACCAAACGGGGGUCAGCGGGGUCGCCCGCCCAAGGCGGCCAAAAUCACCGAAGCCGACGAUGAGGAUGAGGAUGAGGUGCAGGAGCCGGCUUCCGACGAGGAGCUGAACAACUCGCCUUCAAAGGGGAGGGGUCGUCCCACGAAGAACCUGCCCAGCGCAAGCGAGGAAGAAGAAGACCAGAACGUCAACGAUGAUGAUGGCAGCGUUGAGGAGCCGACUGUAGCCGUCAAGCCUAAAAGGGGAAGACCGAAGAAGGCCGUGUGGAAUGGCGAAGGAGAGCCACCGAAGAAGCGUGGUCGUCCGGUAACUGGAAAGGCUGUUGGCCCCGUUCCCUAUGUGCCCACCGGCCGUCCACGUGGUCGUCCGCCAGCGAAUGACUCCACUGGCAGCCACGCUUACGUGCCCAACGGACGCCCACGUGGUCGUCCAAAAGCCAAUGCCGCUCCAGUCGUUGCGAAACCGGCGGCCGUUAACACUAGCGAUGAUGAGGAUGAGCACGACAAGGACGACGAAGAGGAGGAGGAAGGCGUGGAGGGGCCGAGCUCACCCGAGAACAACUAAGGGAGACGUCCUGAAAUGGAACUCCUCGGUCGUCUUAGCCAUGACGAAUCGGUAGCUGCCUAAAAAUUAAAAACACACAUUUCCAAUCACCACCACCCCCCAAAAUAUACAAGCUAAGAAGUGAAUAUUGAAAGGAAAAAGGAGAGAAAACCAUUGUCUGCAAGUAAGAAAACAAGGAACUUAACAAGACCACAAAAUCAAGAAAAAAAAAAAAAACCAGGGUAGGACUCCUGAGAACCUUCCCCCUCCUCAAACAAUAAAAACAAACAAACCAUUGUUGAUCCUACGGUCUUGUAAAUCUAAAAUGUAUUGCGUAGUUUUACACAACAUUUUAACUAGAUUCAGUUUUGAAACUAGUGAUUCCUGCAAAACCCCGAAAUUUUAAAUUACUAUCUAGGACUUAAAACUAACUAACUUAACAUCGUUUAGUUACCAUUUUUACAUUCGACGAAGAGAUUAUUACCUUCAUAAAGUUGCUGAAAAUAUGUACAGACAAGAAGAAAUAAAGAUUGAUUUUAUGAAAUCUCACUAAACUUAA
Molecule: messenger RNA, 1501 nt
Organism: Drosophila elegans
Lineage: Eukaryota; Metazoa; Arthropoda; Insecta; Diptera; Drosophilidae
Product: chromosomal protein D1-like
Exons: 3
Coding region: 274-963 (229 amino acids)
Molecular function (GO): DNA binding
Source: RefSeq, a predicted model, not a curated record